Messenger RNA from Pungitius pungitius (ninespine stickleback), 1315 nucleotides. RefSeq names its product zinc finger protein 135-like. The record is from RefSeq and is a predicted model, not a curated record. Gene Ontology annotation, biological process: regulation of transcription by RNA polymerase II. The transcript is spliced from 2 exons. NCBI's taxonomy places the organism in Eukaryota, Metazoa, Chordata, Actinopteri, Perciformes, Gasterosteidae. The coding region runs from base 1 to 960 and encodes 319 amino acids. Gene Ontology annotation, molecular function: DNA-binding transcription factor activity, RNA polymerase II-specific; RNA polymerase II cis-regulatory region sequence-specific DNA binding.
AUGACCUGCAGCUUUAAUUCAAGCGGAACCUUAAAGUGUCUCCAGGAGAGGAACCCCAGUGUGGACCAAGAGGACCCAGAUCCUCCACAGAUUAAAGAGGAACAGGAGGAACUCUGCAGCAGUCAGGAGGGAGAGCAGCUUGAACCGAAGCAGGAGGCCGACACCUUUACGUUGACUCCGACUUGUGAGGAAACUGAUCACAGUGAUGAUGAGACUCCGUUUUUGAAUCCUGACAAAAGUAAGAGUGAAUCAGAGGCAGAUCCUCCAGCUAGCACGUGUACCAGCUCGUUAGAUGAAGAAAUGGACUGUGAGCGUUUUGUGGGACCAGAACCAAACAUCUCUCAUGAAUCUGAUAGCAAAGAUCAGAAAGGAGUAAAACGUAGUUUAACAUCAACCAAGGAGCCACAACAGCAGAUUCUGGCUCCUCCAGGUGAGAAGACAUUUUUGUGCAAAACAUGUGGAAAAUAUUUCCAACAAAACAAAACUUUGUUGGCCCAUGUGAAAAGAUUCCACAGUGUUGAUCAACCAUAUUCUUGCAUAACCUGUGGCAAAACAUUCACCCAUGCAUCAAGUUUGAAGUAUCACACAAGAAUCCAUACUGGGGAGAAACCAUAUUCUUGCAUCACCUGUGGCAAAACAUUCACUCGGCAAGAACAUUUGAAGAAUCACACAAGAAUUCAUACUGGGGAGAAGCCAUAUUCCUGCAUCACCUGUGGCAAAACAUUCACUCAUGCAUCAAGUUUGAAGAAUCACACAAGAAUCCAUACUGGGGAGAAACCAUAUUCCUACAUCACCUGUGGGAAAACAUUCACUCGGCCAGAAUGUUUGAAGUAUCACACAAGAAUCCAUACUGGGGAGAAGCCAUAUUCUUGCAUCACCUGUGGCAAAACAUUCACUCGGCCACAAGAUUUGAAGACUCACACAAGAAUCCAUACUGGGGAGAAGCCUAAUCCUGUAUAAUAUGUGAAAGAUGUUUGUAAUGGUAAAAUAUGUUAUAAAAUAAUCUUAUGCUUAAAGAGUGAUUAUUGUCUGUGUUGAAGCAAUGUGAGAAGAAAAGGGAAAUCCAAAAGUUGUCUUUUGAAGCUGUGUGAAGGAGGACAGUCAAACCGGCCUUCACCCGAAUGCUCGAACAAAGGAGCUUGGUUACUUCCAUCUUUGCCUUGAAUCCUUUCCUGCUUGAUUUAUAACUUUUCAUCUCUGUUAUCUCACAGGUGGUUUAGAGUUUUAGGUUUCUGUUUCUCUUGUGGCCGCCUACCACUAGAAAUGACCUUCAUGUGUGUGUAUAAGAACUCAGGGUUUUCUCUCCACAGAGCAC